This is a messenger RNA of Blumeria graminis f. sp. triticale, 1026 nucleotides long. Lineage: Eukaryota; Fungi; Ascomycota; Leotiomycetes; Helotiales; Erysiphaceae. The record is from the annotation of a GenBank genome assembly.
AUGUUUCGGGCCAACAUUCUUUUCAGGAUAUGUCUCGGCAUUAUAUUUAUCGCCACUACACUUAGUCUAAAAAGCUCAGCUAUCCCCACCGAAGCGGAUAUAGAACCGCGGCAAGACCAGGCUGAUGUGACAGCUGGAACCGAGGCACCUGUCCUUGAACCUGCGGCUCCUGUGGAUGUAGCAGCAGCUCCUGCGAUUGAAGCUUCAGCUCCUGUGGAUGCAGCAGCGGCUCCAGUGGAUGUAGCUGCAGCUCCUGCGUUUGAAGCUUCAGCUCCUAUAGUUGAUAGCCAAGUUGCCGCUGUUGAUAACGCACUCGAUUCAGAGGUCGAAGCACUCAGUGAUGAUGAUGAUGAUGAUGAUGACAAGAAAUCCAAGGACAAUAAAUCCAAGGAUCAGAAAUCCAAGGAUACGGGAUCUUGCAGCGUGGAUUCAAUGAAUCUUCCCUCUGAUGCGGCAAAAGUUUUGCCACCUCCAAGCAACGGUCUAAAGCUCCGCAUCAUUACGGUGGGUCGUGGUACGCAAAACUAUAGCUGUACAAAUGAAAAUGGCAAGACCGAGCCCAUCGCCCUAGGUGCAAAGGCCACGCUCUUCGACACUAGCUGCACUGCUUCCAAAUCUCCUCAACAGUUCGCCGGAUUUGCGCGCUCAGCCUUGGACUUCGACGGCUCAACUGACAGUGCACAAUUUCUGGAUGGCACACGACCCGCUGUUGCGGCUCAACAUUUCUUUUCCGCCCGCAAGACUGCUGAUUUCGACUUUUCUAACGCCGCCAGCAACAAGCUUGGCCAUUUCCAAGUUGUCCUUGAUAAGGCUUCACCUGCCCCACCUGGAUCCCAGGUCGGUAAAAAUAAUGUAGGAGACGGAGCCGUUCCUUGGCUCAGAGCUAUUGGUACAGACAUCGGCACCGGUGCCAAAGUCGAGAUUUAUCGUCUACACACGGCCGGCGGAAAUCCCAGCAAAACCUGCGAUGGCAAACCCGAAAAUUUUGAGGUUCAAUAUGCAGCUGAAUAUUGGGUAUUCCAAUGA